AUGCGCCAUUUGAGGAGCACUCAUCCUGCCAUUUUGCAGUGUGCAGAGGAUGGUAACAUUCCCCCUGUGCCUAGGCCUGCUACUGACACUGCUGGGCCAUCUAAACAAGGCAGACAGAGGGAAUUGGAUGAGGCUCUUGUAGACAUGGUGGUAAAGGAUUUGCAGCCCUUCACUAUCGUGGAGGAUGAGGGUUUCAUGGCUUUUGUGAACAAACUUGAUCCAAGCUAUGUCCUCCCAUCCCGGAAGGCACUUAAAACGAUGGUAACCGAAAGGUACAACAUUUCUAAGGAGAAGACAAUGGAGGACCUAAAAAAGGCAGAUUUUGUUAGCCUUACAGCUGACAUGUGGUCCUCCAUUAAUAUGGACGGAUACCUUGGUGUUACUUGCCACUACAUAACACCAGAGGCAAAGCUGGCAACUGUUGUACUGGGUGUAAGGAGGUUUUACCAAACACACACAGCCCAGCAUCUCAUGGAGGCUAAAGCUUUGCUAAUGGCUGAGUGGGGAAUAACCACCAAAGUUCAGUGUAUGGUGACUGAUAAUGCAUCCAACAUGAUCUUAAGUGCCCAGCUACUGAACCUUCGGCAUGUCCAUGUUUUGCCCACAAUUUAA
Carassius auratus (goldfish) is the source of this 612-nucleotide messenger RNA. Its product is annotated as zinc finger BED domain-containing protein DAYSLEEPER-like. Bases 1 to 612 code for a protein of 203 amino acids. The transcript is spliced from 2 exons. The record is from RefSeq and is a predicted model, not a curated record. Lineage: Eukaryota; Metazoa; Chordata; Actinopteri; Cypriniformes; Cyprinidae.